AUGUCGACAAAGGCUUUUGUGGCGUUCGCAUCCGGUGCCAGUGCAGUAGCCAUCGCGGCUGCUCUCAUCUGCUUUGGCCUACUCCUUAGCGACAUCAACUCGUUCUACGAUGAAGCAGUCAACGAUCUGGGAGAGUUCAAGGAAUUCGCUGACGAUGCCUGGAAUACGAUGAUUCGAAGCAACAAAGGCGAUCGUUUCGACUCCAUCAGUGCGAUUUUUGUAAGAGAAAAAAGGGGCUUCGGCUCCUGUAACUGCGGAGCCCAACCGAACAACUGCCCAUCAGGACCUCCUGGACCGGCUGGAGAGAACGGAGCUCCCGGAGAAGAUGGACCUCCCGGGACACCGGCGAGUAACGGCAACAAAGGCAUCAGCAUGAUGGGAAAGCCAAACGAGCCCGUUGGGUGCAUCCAAUGCCCAGUCGGACCUCCAGGCCCACCAGGACCAGAAGGACUCAUAGGACUACCUGGCCCCGACGGCCAAAACGGCAUCAAUGGUAUAGCAGGACACCAUGGAAUACCGGGAAUCGGAGGCGAGCCGGGAGAUCCCGGAGAGCGAGGAGUGCCAGGAGCGCCAGGUCUCCCAGGAGCUAAUGGAUCUAAAGGAACAAGAGGCAGAGGAACACCUGGACCCGCCGGACCAAAUGGAAUACCAGGAACUGCAGGAAACCCUGGAGCGGCAGGCCAGAAUGGAAAUGCAGGAGCACCAGGAGAAGAAGGCAUCCCUGGACCUCCAGGACAGGACGGCCAAAAAGGUGAAGAUGGACCACCUGGCGUGGAAGGUCCAGCGGGUCUUCCAGGUGGGGAUGCCGAGUACUGCUCAUGCCCAAAGCGAACCAGCGAUAUACUCGUCCAUGCGUCGCAAGUCAAAGAGCAACAGCAAGGAUACCGAGGUGCCCGAUGA
Molecule: messenger RNA, 900 nt
Organism: Cooperia oncophora
Lineage: Eukaryota; Metazoa; Nematoda; Chromadorea; Rhabditida; Trichostrongylidae
Source: the annotation of a GenBank genome assembly